Papaver somniferum (opium poppy) is the source of this 2796-nucleotide messenger RNA. RefSeq names its product protein TIC 100-like. Gene Ontology annotation, cellular component: cytosol. Lineage: Eukaryota; Viridiplantae; Streptophyta; Magnoliopsida; Ranunculales; Papaveraceae. The record is from RefSeq and is a predicted model, not a curated record. The transcript has 11 exons. Bases 72 to 2555 code for a protein of 827 amino acids.
UCUUCAUUUCUCAUACUCUUUCCCUCUCCUCUCAAGUCUCCAAACCUUAAACCCCAAAUUUCAAACCAAAAAUGGCAGAAGAAGAUUCAACCAAAGAAACAUCAAAUGUAUCCGAGGAAGAAGAAGAAAAAGACUCGUCAUCUUAUUCAACUUCAGACUCGGAAUACGAUUCAGAUGCUGAUUCAGAUGAUUCAUCAGUAGCAGCAGAAUAUAUAAGACCAGGAGAACCAGUAUACGAUUCAGACGCUGAAGAAAACAAUACAGAAGAAGCAAACAUAAGUCAAUUCUUAAGAGCAUUUAAUAGUAAGAGACUUAGAAAGAAAGAUGAAGAGGAAGAAAAAGAUCUAGUACAACAUGAAGAUUUAUAUGAUUUUCCAAAAGAUCCCGAGAAUUGGAAAGAAGAAGAUAUACAAGAAUUAUGGGGUGAUGCACCAUUAGAAACUACUAAACCUGGUUGGGAUCCAGUUUGGGCUGAUGAUAAAGAAUGGGAUAUUGUUGCUAAAGAAAUUAAAAAUGGCAGAAACCCACCAAUUGCGCCUUUCUAUGUACCUUACAGGAAAUAUUACCCUGCUAUUCCCGAUAAUCAUCAUGAUAUAGCCAAUCCCAAAGCUGUUAUCGAAGAACUUGAUCGUAUUGAAGAGUAUCUUAAAUGGGUUAGCUACAUUUUCCGCGACGGAAGCUCGUAUGAAGGAACAGUUUGGGAUGAUUUAGCUCAUGGAAAAGGAGUGUAUGUUGCUCAAAAGGGGCUUGUCAGGUAUGAAGGUGAAUGGCUGCAGAACAAUAUGGAAGGCCAUGGAGUUGUUGAAGUUGAUAUACCUGAUAUUGAACCAGUGCCAGGUUCAAAGCUCGAAGCAAAGAUGCGUGCAGAAGGGAAAAUAAUAUCCAGGGAUUUUAUGGACCCAGAAGAUAGAGAAUGGUUGGAAAUGGAUAUUGAAGAUAGCUACCGUUUAGCUGCUGGAAACUAUGAGACUCCGUUUGAUAACAAUCCUGAAUGGAUCAAGCAAUUUGGACAGAAACCGGAAAGAGGUCGAUAUCGAUACGCUGGACAAUGGAAGCAUAGCAGGAUGCAUGGUUGUGGUGUUUACGAAGUCAAUGAGCGUCCCAUAUAUGGAAGAUUCUACUUCGGAGAGCUAUUGGAGGAUUCUACUGGCUGUGAUGAAGAUACUUCCGCGCUGCACGCUGGUAUAGCGGAAGUGGCUGCUGCAAAGGCGCGGAUGUUUGUUAACAAACCCGAUGGGAUGGUAAGGGAGCAGAGAGGGCCUUACAGUGAUCCCCAGCAUCCGUACUUGUAUGAGGGAGAAGAUGUGUGGAUGGCACCUGGGUUCAUUAAUCAGUUUUAUGAAGUACCUGAUUAUUGGAAAAAAUAUGUUCAUGACGUGGAUGAAGAAAGGGAGAUGUGGUUGAAUUCUUUCUAUAAAGCACCAUUAAGAAUACCUAUGCCUGCUGAGCUGGAAUACUGGUGGUCAAAAGACGAGACUCCAGAGUUUGUUGUUGUUAAAAACGAACCAGAAGGUGACCCAGAAGACGCGUCAGAGGUUGCAGAAGCAGAAGAUCCUGUCAUUCUUCACACUCCAACUGGACGACUGAUCAAUAUUGUCGAAGAUGAGGAACAUGGGGUUCGCUUAUAUUGGCAGCCUUCUCUUAAAGAAGGGGAGCAAGUGGACCUGAAUAAAGUGGAGUACCUUCCGCUUGGCUUUGACGAGUUCUUUGGAAGAACUAGCAUUGAAAAGAAGGAAGGCCUGGUGGAGCGCCUAAUGACAACUGUGGGGAAUGUAUGGAAGCCAAUAAAUGAUAAACUGGAGAAGCUGAGUGAAGAGAUAAAGAAAAACAGUGAACUGAAGCUCAAGCUGAUAGAACAAGAGCUUGAGUUCAUCGAGGCCGAAUUAUGUCUUGAAGAGACAAUCGAAGAUAUGGAAAAUGAGUUGAGGAAACAAGAGGAGGAGGAGAAGAAAGUUGAUAAGCAGGAAGUAGAAGAUAUUUCUACCCCUAAUGAACAAGAUGGGUUAGAUUCUGCAGCGGAGGAUGAGGAUGAAGAUGAUGAUGAUGAUGAUGAUGCACCAACAAGUUUUGGAUCUGUUGCAGCUGAUGAUGGAAAUAAACGCGGGAAAUCUCCAUUUUCUACAUUGUCACUGUCAUUUGCUUCAAGCAGCUUGGUUUCAACGGUUCCCUGUAAGCUUCAAAAGGCAUUUGUAUCAUGGAGAAAUGGUGGAAAACUCCCAAUAGCUAAGCCCCUUUACCCUCAGUCACGUCCUGAGAACUAUAAAGUCCCUGAGGAAACUUUGUGUUCGGUUGGUUUUCCUCUCGCAAGCAUGUAUCAUGCCAGCUUAAAGUCACAGAGCCAUGUCCAGCAACGAUUUCGAAGGAGAUCAGCGAAACUGUCACCUUUUGAUUCUUUAUCUCGUCUCUUAUCAAAUCCCCAAGCUUCUACAGGCAAUAAAAGCAACAGCUACUCAGAGCAACUAUCACGCAACCAUGAUCCACUACAGAAACAAGCUCAAAUUGAUCUGAACAGCGUAUUAUCCCUUCAUUUCCCAAUAAAUUGUCCUGGUACGUAACAUCUUUGUGCCUCCAUUUAUUUGUACCCAAAUUUUCGUGUAGACUAUUUCAUGUAGGAUAGGGUAAAUUUGGUUUAUAGUUUGAUUGUUAGAAAAAUCCUGACAAGAAUCUGAUAAAUCAUCCUAAUCAUGCAAGAUAUGUGCGUCUCCUUCUUUCGAACCAAGCUAAUUGGUCAGUGGCUCAUGCCAUUGCCAUCGCCUUUCCCAGUUGAGCAAUUUAAAAGCCUUUAAGUUUUUGUUA